This is a messenger RNA of Lacerta agilis (Sand lizard), 3213 nucleotides long. RefSeq names its product adenosine monophosphate deaminase 3 (gene AMPD3). Lineage: Eukaryota; Metazoa; Chordata; Lepidosauria; Squamata; Lacertidae. Gene Ontology annotation, cellular component: cytosol. Gene Ontology annotation, biological process: IMP salvage; AMP metabolic process. The transcript has 15 exons. The coding region runs from base 359 to 2656 and encodes 765 amino acids. The record is from RefSeq and is a predicted model, not a curated record. Gene Ontology annotation, molecular function: AMP deaminase activity.
AGCGUCUGGGCCGAGGAAUCUCUUUUCCUCUGGCUGCGAGACUUUCGAUGUCUGCAGCCGUGCGAGGCGCUGAUAAGCUGGGCGCUCAGGAGACAGGCGCCCUCUCGGCGCAACCUCGGGGAGACAAACGCUACUGCAGCCCAGGUUACGAAGCGCCUCGGCCGGGAAAGGCUGUUUCCCUGCAAGGCGUGCCUGCGCGGCCUGGCGCCCUCUCUCCACCAGAGGGACUGAGCUGGCGGCGCUUAGUAACCUGAGCCCUCCUCUUCCUUAGGAGAAGUUUCAUGCUGGCGCUGGAGAGGCUCGAGGAGGAGCUUCUACUCCUGUUGCUGCAGCGAGAGCAGGCGUGGAGAAAGCUGAGAUGCCCAGACAGUUCCCAAAGCUAAACCUCUCUGAGGUUGAUGAGUCGGUGCGGCUUCUAGCCGAAAAGGUUUUUGCCAAAGUUCUUCGAGAAGAAGACAGCAAAGAUGCCUUGUCACUAUUCACCGUGCCUGAGGAUUGUCCUAUUGGGCAACAAGAGGCAAAAGAAAGAGAGCUACAGAAGGAGAUGGCAGAGCAACAGUCGUUGGAGACAGCGAAAAGGAAGAAAAGUUUCAAGAUGAUUCGGUCCCAGUCCUUGUCACUGCAAAUUCCACCGCAGGAAUUGAGAGCUCAGUCAGACACCCCAGUUGUGUCUCCUCCUACUCCAGUACUUCCAGGUGCUUUGCAACCCACCCAAAGGAUGUAUGAUGUACCAGAAUUUCAAAGAGUUACAAUUAGUGGGGAUUACUGUGCUGGGGUUACUGUUGAUGAUUAUGAGCAGGCUGCCAAGAAUUUGGCAAAAGCUCUCUUUAUUAGAGAGAAGUACUGUCGCCUUGCUUACCAUCGCUUUCCAAGGACAACGGCCCAAUAUUUAUGCAGUAUGAGAAAUGAACAAUGGAAAGAUGAAGAUGAAGUACUUCCAGAUUUUCAUCCACCCCCGAAAGACCUGCAGGACCUUUACAAUCUUGAUGAUUCUCCAGGGAACCUAGAUUAUGUUGUAAAGAUGAAGGAAGGCAUUUUCUUCGUUUAUGAAAACAAAGAAAUGAUGGAAGUUGAUGAGCCGUGGAACUUGCCUUAUCCUGAUCUUCAGACUUACACCCUUGACCUCAGUCAUGUGCUGGCUCUCAUUGCAGAUGGCCCAACAAAAACAUACUGCCAUAAGCGGCUUAACUUUCUAGGAUCUAAGUUUGGUUUACAUGAGAUGUUAAAUGAAAUGUCUGAACUUAAAGAACUCAAGAGUAAUCCUCAUCGGGAUUUUUACAAUGUGAGAAAGGUUGAUACCCAUAUCCAUGCUGCUGCCUGUAUGAACCAGAAACAUUUGCUGAGGUUCAUUAAGCACACUUAUCAAACAGAGCCAAACAGGAUAGUGGGAGAGAAAAAAGGCAAGAAGUUAACUUUAAAGCAGGUGUUUGAAAAUCUCAACAUGGAUCCCUACGAUCUCACUGUAGAUUCACUAGAUGUCCAUGCAGAUCGCCAGACAUUUCACCGAUUUGAUAAGUUCAACUCCAAAUAUAAUCCAGUUGGUGCAAGUGAGCUGAGGGACUUGUACUUGAAAACAGAGAACUAUAUUGGUGGUGAAUAUUUUGCUCGUAUGGUGAAGGAAGUUGCCCGUGAACUGGAAGAAAGUAAGUACCAGUACACAGAACCUCGGCUGUCAAUUUAUGGGCGUUCUCCAGAUGAAUGGCCGAAUUUAGCUAAGUGGUUCAUCAGGCACAAAGUUUACUCACCGCACAUGCGCUGGAUGAUUCAGGUCCCUAGAAUCUAUGAUAUUUUUAGGUCAAAAAAUAUUCUGCCUAGCUUUGGCAAAAUGCUAGAGAACAUCUUCUUACCUCUGUUUGAGGCAACUAUCAACCCAUUGGAACAUAAAGAGCUGCACCUCUUCCUUAAAUAUGUGACAGGGUUUGAUAGUGUGGAUGAUGAAUCCAAACAUAGUGACCACAUGUUCUCUGACAAGAGCCCCAACCCUGAUAUCUGGACUAGUGAAAAAAAUCCUCCAUAUAGCUAUUACUUGUACUACAUGUACAUAAACAUCAUGGUUCUGAACAACCUUAGAAAGGAAAGAGGCAUGAGCACCUUCCUGUUUCGGCCUCAUUGUGGAGAAGCUGGAUCGAUCACUCACCUGGUGUCAGCAUUUCUUACUGCAGACAACAUUUCCCAUGGAUUACUGCUGAAGAAGAGUCCAGUUCUCCAGUAUCUUUUUUAUCUUGCACAAAUCCCCAUUGCCAUGUCCCCUCUUAGCAACAACAGCCUAUUCCUGGAGUAUUCAAAAAACCCACUCCGAGAAUUUCUACACAAGGGACUCCAUGUUUCUCUGUCUACAGAUGACCCUAUGCAGUUCCACUAUACAAAAGAAGCACUGAUGGAGGAAUAUGCCAUAGCAGCUCAAGUGUGGAAACUGAGCACGUGUGACUUGUGUGAAUUAGCAAGGAACAGUGUACUACAAAGUGGUUUGUCGCAUAAGGAAAAACAGAAAUGCAUAGGGACAAACUAUUCCAGCGAAGGGCCUGAAGGAAACGACAUUCGAAAGACUAAUGUUGCACAGAUUCGGAUGGCUUACAGAUAUGAGAACCUAUGCAACGAGCUGAGUUUCCUAGCUGAUGCAAUGAAGACAGAUGAGAUUACUGCACUGUCAAAAUAGCCACAGUAUCGUGCAAAGGACAGAAGCGUAUGAACAUAAGAGGACUUGAGCAACUGCAGGGGGAGAGCUGCCUGGUGAUCAGGAGUCUUAUGUUGCGUCAGACUUGGCUGCAAAGUCUGGUUUAUGUAAGCAUAGUUAGGGCUGCUGUACAUAUUCAGAUGCAGGGUCUGAAUCUUCUUUAUGCUGCAUUUAACGUUUAAAAGUGCACUCCGAAUCUAGGCAUAAUAUUUAUAGUGUUUGCAUCUGGGAUACUUAAGUGUCUGCUUUGAAACAAGCAACAUGCCGCAGCUUCUGGUAGCACACAUGCACCUCUUUUGCCAUGCUUAGCUAGCAGUAGGCAAGGAUUUAUGGCACUUUAAUCUCUAGUUUGUGUACACUCUUUGAUCUGUAUUGCAAUGAAUGUAGGGAAGAAAAAGAAUAUGACCAAAGAGCUGCAUGUUUUUCCUGGUUGCACACGACAGGAAAACCUAUUCACCACUUUUGUCUACGUUUUGUCUGUCUAUACCCCAUAUAAAAUACAAUAAAUUGUAGGUGUGGCCAUUGCUCUUGUAGUUUCA